GACUCGGAAUGUACUACUAGCGUAUACUGCUAUCGGGUCCUUGUGUUGAAAUUUGCAGACAUCGGCCGCGCCGCUAGUAAACACUCCUUGAAAAUUAACAUCUCGUCGUCGAAGAAAAAUAAGAGCCAAUGUGCACAUGAUACUGGUGUUGAAGUAAAGAGUCCUUUGAAAUUCGUACAGCGUAUAUUUAGAAAGUCAAAAGGGAGUAAUCCCUCGGUAGUAAAGGAAAUAUCGAAGAGUUGUGGGCAACAGUCUCCGGUGGCGCGCCCGGCUAACAUGAACCACACGCCUGCUCCUGACAGGCAGCAACAUGACCCUAAUGUGAACCAAGUGGAGGAGAUGGAGACACAGGAAGUGGAAACUGUCGACACACCUGCAGAGAAGAUAUGGGUUGAGGACUACACAAAGGGACCCAACGGAGGUGUCGUCAUGAACGAUGUUAUACAGAAUCAAGAGACAUCCUCUGAUAUGCCGCUCGCUUUAGCCGGCCUGGAUGCUGAGAUGGAGGACGACGAGGCGAGAUCAGAGGCGACCUUCCGAUUCGUGGUUCACAACUUCAGAAAUCUAAAGGACUCUGUACUUUCACCACCGUGUUAUGUACGCAACCUGCCAUGGAAGAUAAUGGUGAUGCCUCGGCAAGGGGCUUCCCCGGAUCGCCAGCAGCAGAAGUCUCUGGGAUUCUUCCUUCAGUGUAACGGGGAAAGUGAAUCUUCGAGUUGGUCAUGCUACGCCAUGGCCGAACUAAGGCUCCUGACCCACAAACCUGAUUCCGAACACUUUUUCAGAAAGAUUCAGCAUUUGUUUUAUAGCAAAGAGAACGAUUGGGGUUUCUCCCACUUCAUGUCAUGGAAUGAUGUGUUAGAUCCGGAGAAGGGAUACGUAAAGGACGACGCAAUCACUCUGGAGGUGCAUGUCACCGCUGAAGCUCCGCAUGGUGUGUCCUGGGACUCUAAGAAGCAUACUGGUUAUGUUGGUUUGAAGAACCAAGGAGCCACCUGUUACAUGAACUCUCUACUACAGACGUUGUAUUUCACAAAUCAACUACGAAAGGCUGUGUACAAGAUGCCUACAGAGUCUGAUGAUAGUGCCAAGUCUGUAGCACUGGCACUACAGAGAGUAUUCUACGAGUUACAGUUCUCCGACAAGCCGGUGGGCACCAAGAAACUAACAAAGAGUUUUGGUUGGGAAACACUCGACUCUUUCAUGCAACAUGACGUCCAAGAGUUUUUGAGGGUUCUUUUAGACAAACUAGAAAGUAAGAUGAAGGGAACAUGCGUAGAGGGUACCGUACCGAGAUUGUUUGAGGGCAAAAUGACAUCUUAUAUUAAAUGCAAGAACGUCAACGUCUCGAGUACUCGUGUGGAGACCUUCUAUGAUAUACAACUCAACAUUAAGGGGAAGAAAAACAUUGAUGAAUCUUUCAAAGACUACAUAAGUACAGAGACGCUAGACGGCGAGAACAAGUACGACGCGGGCGAGCACGGCCUGCAGGAGGCGGAGAAGGGCGUGAUAUUCGCGACGUUCCCGCCCAUACUGCAUCUACACCUCAUGCGCUUCCAGUAUGAUCCCAUCACUGACAGCUCCGUCAAGUUCAAUGACCGGUUUGAAUUCUACGAGCACAUCAACUUGGACGCGUAUCUCCAGGAGAAACCUGAGACCCCGGCGGACUACACUCUGCACGCUGUGUUGGUACACUCCGGUGAUAAUCAUGGUGGACACUAUGUUGUGUUCAUCAAUCCGAGAGGAGAUGGCAAGUGGUGCAAGUUCGACGACGACGUGGUGUCGCGGUGCACGAAGCAGGAGGCGAUCGAGUACAACUACGGCGGACACGACGAGGACAUGGCGCUCACCGUGCGACACUGCACCAAUGCGUACAUGUUGGUCUAUAUAAGGGACUCACAACUGAAGACAGUAUUGCAAGAAGUUACUCAUGCAGAUAUACCGACCGAGCUCAGCGAGCGUCUUGCGGAGGAGAAGAGAAUAGAAACUAUCCGUCGCAAAGAACGCAACGAGGCUCACCUAUACAUGAACGUGAACGUUGUCCUCGAAGAGGCGUUCGACGGCCAUCAGGGCAAUGACCUCUAUGAUCCGGAGCGUGCGCAUUACCGCGUGCUGCGCGUGCGCAAGGUCGCCACAGUUGAGGAGUUGAUGGACAUGCUAGCUGAGAACUUCAACUACCCACUGAACCAGAUUCGACCUUGGCCGUUUAGUGCACGGUCUAACUCGACCUGCAGACCAACUUGCUUGGAUAUCGUCAACGAUCAGAGCCGAACCAUAGCGGAUAUAUCUGAAAAUACCAAUCCGUGGAACAUUUUCCUGGAGAUGCUCCCCCCGGACUCCGGUUUCAGUUCCCUGCCACCUUUCGAUAAGGAGAAUGAUGUUGUCCUCUUCUUCAAGUACUACGAUCCCAAGCAGAAGCGUAUACAUUACUGCGGCCACCACUAUUUGCCCAUCGCAAGCAAACCGGCCGAUCUCAUACCGAUCUUAAAUAAACGCGCAGGUUUUCCACCGGACACCCCACUCGUCUUGUACGAAGAAAUAAAACCAGACUUUGUGGAGAAAAUCAACAACUACAACGAUCCACUCGAAAAGGUAUUGGACGAGCUGAUGGACGGCGACAUCAUCGUGUUCGAGCGCGCGGACACGCGGCACGAGGACCUCGAGCUCCCGACCUGCCAGGACUACUUCAAGUACAUAUUCUACAAGGUGGAGGUGCAGUUCAUCGACAAGACGGUGCCCAAUGAUCCCGGAUUCACAAUGGAGCUGUCGCUACAGAUGCGCUACGACCAGAUGGCGCGCGCGGUCGGCCAGCGGCUCAACGUCGACCCCUACUUAAUACAGUUCUUCAAAUGUCAAAAUUACAAAGACACACCUGGUCUGCCUUUGAAAUACUCAUUCGACGGUAUUCUUAAGGACUUGUUAUUGUACUGUAAACCAAAGUGCCCUAAGAAAUUGUUCUAUCAGAUUCUAUCUAUUAAAGUUAACGAAUUAGAUAACAAGAAGCAAUUUAAAUGUUUAUGGGUUGGUCCUAAUUAUAAGGAAGAUAAAGAAUUAAUUUUAUAUCCGAACAAAGGUGGUAAGGUGGCAGAUAUCCUAGAGGAAGCAGCUAAAGUUGUAGAAAUGUCGCCUGAAGGUUCGGGAAGGUUACGGAUCGUGGAGGUGUCGUGUCACAAGGUGCUGCCCGGACCCGAUCCCGAGCUGACGCUGGACCAGGUCACCAUAUCACCGCCCCGGCUCUACCGGAUAGAGGAGAUACCCAGGGAUGAGGUGCAGCUGCAGGAGGACGAAGUGCUGGUGCCGUGCGCUCACUUCCAGAAGCAGGCGUACGCGACGUUCGGCAUACCGUUCUACGCACGCGUCAAACACCACGAGCCGUUCGCCGCACUCAAGGACCGCCUGCAGAAGAAGCUCGAUAUACCUGACAAGGAGUGGGAGAAGUAUAAUUUCGCGAUCGUAACGAACAGCAGAAUCAACUAUAUCAGUGAAGGGGCGAUCAUGAACGCCUUCGACUUUAGACCCAGUAGUAAUACAAAUCUGUCCCUUCCAGACGCAACGGGCCGGCCGUGGCUCGGCCUCGAGCACAUUAACAAGACACCCAAGCGCUCCCGAGUCAAUUACCUCGAGAAGGCCAUCAAGAUAUACAACUGAACACGCAGUGAAGUAUGUUUGACACCACAGGACUAGCGAUACUCGGGCGAAGUUCAGAACGGUAAUGAAGUUAGAUGCGAAUGAAGUCACGUGAUUGACCAAUGUCGUGAAGUUUGUUAGUUGUUGAAUGUGUUUUCUCACUCUUUCGUCGUUUGGAUGAAAGAGAAGGCAUAUUUUGAUGAUUAACAUUAACAACCUUGGUGAAAUUGUAACUAAAUUUGUCGUUUGAAUACAUUUGUCGUCUAACUUUUUUGUCUUUUGUUACUUUGUCUCGAGUCCCAAACAGUUUUUGUAAACGUAUAGAGAAUAUUUUAAUAGGUAUUUUGAACCGGUCGAGUUAUUGUCCUACCUCGUUUUGAUGACAGUUUGGCUCUCAAAUUGUCUGUCUAGGCCGGGCUUAGGCUGGAUUUAUAAGCGGCGGCGUGAACGCGCUUUGGCCGCUACACCGCCAGAUCACAAGAAAAUGUAUGUUACAAUUUAUUUAAAUUAUAAAAUAGUGGCGCGGUCGCGCUGUUAUUUAUAGUCCGCGCGGAACCAGUUGGCCGCGCUUUAGGUAGGGACAGGGGUGAGGGGGCGGGUUGCUUGCUGCUCGCAACGCACAUGAGAUUAGACAGUGACGACCAAUCUCGCGAUAUCGUGAACAAUAAUAUUAUUUAAUUAUUAAAAAUAAUAAAUUAAAGACAAUUAAUCAGUUUUAUAUUCUUAACUAUUGACAUCGCCUUUCCGUUUUUUAAAAAACGCUUUAAAUAUUAUUUCCUUAGAUUGUCUUUUUAUCGGCGGACUCGUCUUGCUAUUGCAAUCUCUUGUGCGUCAAAACGCACAAGAGAUAAGACAAAUCUUAUCUAGCCAGAACUGUCAAAAUCAAGCACCCCCGCCUCUCCGUCCCACCGCUCACAUAACUAAGGCGCGGCCAACUAGUUCCGCGCGGACCAUACACACAUUUGCUCAUGAUGUCGCGGUAUGGCCGCCAAAACGCGCGUUUGGGCGGACGCAUAUACAUCCAGCCAUAUACCUCGAGCGGUGCACUCAGGAGUAAUCGUUUAGGGGGCCUGAACUGG
Molecule: messenger RNA, 4706 nt
Organism: Aricia agestis (brown argus)
Lineage: Eukaryota; Metazoa; Arthropoda; Insecta; Lepidoptera; Lycaenidae
Gene: Usp7
Product: ubiquitin carboxyl-terminal hydrolase 7
Exons: 23
Coding region: 277-3648 (1123 amino acids)
Biological process (GO): regulation of protein stability; protein deubiquitination
Cellular component (GO): nucleus; cytosol
Molecular function (GO): cysteine-type deubiquitinase activity; protein binding; cysteine-type endopeptidase activity
Source: RefSeq, a predicted model, not a curated record